GUCCUUUUGUAGAGGAAGUGGUCUACAGGAAGUAGUGUGCUCUUUAGCUGCUGAAGUGACAGCAUUUGUAAUCUGAUGGCAAUCUCUGCAAUCCUGGUGUUAAAGUCCACAAUAUCGGCUUCAUCCUUUUACAAAAAAGAGAGAGAGAGAAUUUAUUUUCAUCAUUAAAUCCUGCCAAACACAACAAGCGGCCUGUUUCUUGGAGGAUGAAGUGCUGGGAAUAAAAGAAUGUUAAGCUAGCUGUCUAGCUGAAAUUACGUUGCCUGCAGCAAACUUUAGUGAGGACAGCAUAGUAAAAGGAUGACCACUCAACGUGGAAGUUAAGAAGAGUGAAGGAUUGUCAGUCUGCAUCACACUGCAAUGGAGGCCACAAGCGCCUCAGCACAAGCUUUAAAGGAAGAUAGAGCUGAAGGCCCACGAGAUGAAGUUGAAUCGGGGUCUAUUUAUUCACGCCACAGCUCAAAAAGGUCACGCUCUUCACGCUCAUCAACGAGCUCCAGAGUAAGCUAUGAAGCAGCCAGGGCGCGAGCCAAAGCAGAGGCGGCGAAAACCAGACUAGCAUUCACGGAAAAGGAAGGCGAACUGAGAGUCGAAAAGGCCAGACUAGAAGCCAAGAUAGAUUAUAUUAGUCUACAGAAAGAAGCUGAGGCUGCCCAAGCUGAAGCUGAGGUGUUGGAGGCAGCUGCAGGAGACGUGAAUGAAUCCAACAACAAAGAAUUUGACUUCCUGCCUUUGCCAGAGAGUGCAUUGAAAAGGACUGAUCACUAUGUUACACAGCACACACAAGAUCAAUUCCCACAAGAACCCAAAGUAGAGAAUGAUUCGACUUUACCGCCAACAUCCACUCCAUUUCUAAGCUACAAUCAGAAUGCACAGCCCCAGCUCAUCGACAACGGAGCCAGCUUCCCUCAAAAUAAUGCUCAGCCAUUCCAUAUGAACUUUCCACAGCAAGAAGAUGAGCGCUACCAGCACAGGGUACUGUCCGACAAUCGACCACAUCUAAACAGCUCCCACAAUAUUGACUCAUCUACAGAUCUUGCCAAGUUCCUUGCCAAAUCCCAGCUGGUUUCUUCAGGCCUAACAAAGUUUGAUGACUUACCCGAACACUAUGAAGCCUGGAGAGAAACGUUCAUCAACACAAUCGAAAGUCUGAGUCUAUCAGCAAGUGAAGAAAUGGAUCUGCUUAUCAAAUGGCUGGGUAAAGAAUCUGGUGAGCAUGCAAUCAGAAUACGGUCCGUGAAUAUCAGACAGCCUAAUGUGGGACUUAGAAUGAUCUGGGAAAGACUAAACAAAAAGUAUGGUGCUCCAGAGGUGAUAGAAAGAGCUCUCUUUUGCAAACUUGAGAGUUUUCCCAAGAUCCACAACAGAGAGAGUCAAAAACUGCAAGAACUGGCUGAUUUGCUUACUGAACUUGACGUUGCUAAACGAGAGGGUUACCUACCAGGUCUAGCCUAUCUUGAUACAUCAAGAGGUGUGCAGCCAAUUGUGGAAAAGCUCCCUUUAUAUCUCCAAGACAGGUGGCUGUCACACGGGUGCAAAUACAAAAGAGAUCAUCAUGUUGCCUUUCCUCCUUUCUCCUACUUCAAAGAAUUCAUCUGCAGAGAAGCUGAAGAGAGAAAUGAUCCCAGUUUUAACUAUCCAGAUCUUUUCACAAAUUCUUACAGGAAAGAAAGGUCAAAUCAAGUGAGACCUGUCUCCGUGCACAAGACAAACAUAUCUAUGGCUUCAGAGCCCAAAAUAGGAAAUCCCGAGAAGCUAUGCCCCAUGCACCACAAGCCUCAUUCUCUUCAAAAAUGCAGAGGUUUUCGAAAACUGCUCUUGGAAGAGAGGAAAAGGUUCUUAAAAGAAAACAACAUAUGUUUUCGCUGCUGCGCCUCUACGACUCAUCAAGCCAAAUCUUGUGAGGCCACCGUAAAAUGCGGGGAAUGUGACAGCGAUAAACACAUUUCCGCUCUGCACCCUGGACCAGCUUCACGCUCAGAUGCAGUUCCUACUUCCUCGACAGAGAAUGGCGGGGAGAGGUCGGACACAGAGGCACAGAGUGUCACAUCCAGAUGUACCCAGGUAUGUGGGGAUGGGUUUCAAGGGAAAUCCUGCUCAAAGAUCUGUCUGGUGAAUGUGUAUCCAAAUGGCCACCAAGAGCUAUGGCAGAAGAUGUAUGUCAUUUUAGAUGACCAAAGUAAUGUUUCACUGGCCAGAUCUGAGUUUUUUGACAUGUUUGGUCUCACGGGAGCAACCAUGCCAUACACACUGAAAACCUGUGCAGGCAUCAUAGAAGCAUCUGGGAGAAGAGCCCACAGUUUUAUGAUAGAAUCGUUGGAUGGGAAAGUUACCAUGCCCUUGCCUGCACUUAUAGAGUGUAAUGAUAUCCCAAACAACAGGUCAGAGAUACCCACACCCGAAGCUGCAUGUCACCACCAUCAUCUUAAAAGAGUGGCAGAUAAGAUUCCACCGCUUGACCCAGAUGCAGACAUUCUUCUUCUAUUGGGAAGAGACAUUAUCAGAGCGCAUAAGGUUCGAGACCAGUAUAAUGGUCCACUAAACGCGCCAUAUGCACAACGCUUAGACCUCGGGUGGGUCAUUGUUGGAGAGGUGUGCAUAGGAGGUGCACACAACACGACUACAGUGAGUGCUAUGAAAACCUGCAUCCUGGAAAAUGGCAGACCAAGUCACUUUGCCACGUGUGAGAAUAAGAUAAAGGUGAAAGAAUAUCCUAAUGGCAAAGAUGAGAAAAAGAGAACCCCACCCAAUAGAGACAUCCAAAAUGCGUCGACAGUGACUAAUCUUGGAGAAACGGUCUUCAAUGCCACAGAAAAUGACAACCAGCUAGCACACUCCAUUGAGGAUUCAGUCUUCCUACAGAUCAUGGAAGAGGAAUUCUUCCAGGAUGAGACAAAAAGCUGGGUUGCCCCUCUUCCUUUUCGGCACCCACGCAAACGUCUACCAAAUAACAGAUGUUACGCUCAUCACCGUCUGAUGUCACUGCGGAAGACUUUAGAUAAGAAGCCUGAAAUGAAAAUGCAUUUCACAGACUUCAUGCAAAAUAUGUUAGACAAGGGACAUGCUGAACUUGCACCACCACUACAGGAGGGGGCAGAAUGUUGGUAUUUGCCCACGUUUGGUGUUUACCAUCCCAAAAAACCAAACAAGAUUCGAGUGGUAUUUGAUUCCAGUGCUCAGUAUGAUGGAAUCUCGCUAAAUGAGGUGCUGCUGUCUGGACCAGAUCUUAACAACAGUCUCGUCGGUGUCCUCCUCAGAUUCAGAAAAGAGCCCGUGGCCAUAACUGCAGAUAUUCAGCAGAUGUUUUACUGUUUCGUUGUUCGUGAGGACUGCAGGGAUUUCCUUAGGUUCCUGUGGUACCAGGAUAACGAUCUGAGUAAGGAUGUGGUGGAUUAUCGCAUGCGUGUUCAUGUUUUCGGAAACAGUCCAUCACCUGCAGUGGCAAUCUUUGGCCUGAGGAAAGCAGCAGAGCACCAAGAAGUUGAAUAUGGCAGUGAUGCGAGGCACUUCGUAGAAAGAGACUUCUAUGUAGAUGACGGCCUCCGGUCUUUUGCUACAACAGCAGAGGCCAUUGAUGUUCUGCGUCGAACACAGCAGAUGUUGGCAGCAUCUAACAUCACUCUGCACAAAAUAGCUUCAAAUCGAGCAGAAGUAUUGAACGCAUUUCCUGCAGAUCAGAGAGCAGACAAUGUAAAAGACCUUAACCUCUUUGUGGAUGACUUACCAGUCCAACGCAGUCUUGGAGUCAGCUGGAACAUAAUGACGGACACCUUUGGAUUCAAUAUUCCUGAGAAUCAAAAGCCAUUUACACGCCGUGGUGUCCUGUCAACAGUAAACAGUCUGUUUGAUCCUUUGGGGUUCAUAGCUCCUGUUGCAGUGACAGGGAGACUGAUUCUAAGAGAGCUAACAACUGAGAAUGCAGACUGGGACGCAGAACUCCCUGAGGCUAAAAAAGAAAGUUGGAGAAGAUGGAGUGAAUCAUUGUCAGCACUAAAAAACCUGGAUGUUCCACGAGCAUAUGCCUCUUUCUCUGUUUCCAAAGCACAGCACGCCGAAUUAUUGAUCUUCUGUGAUGCCUCUGUCAAAGCAAUAUCUGCAGUUGCUUAUCUUAAGACAACGAAUGAACAAGGUCUCCAAGAGGUGGGCUUUGUAUUCGGGAAAUCCAAGCUCGCUCCCAACCCAGGCCUCACAAUCCCAAGACUGGAAUUGUGUGCUGCUGUCAUGGCCGUUGAGAUAGCCGAUCUAGUAAUGAGGGAGCUUGAUCUAGAUCUCAAGACAGUGAAAUUCUACACUGACAGCAGAGUUGUAUUGGGAUACAUACACAACGAGACUAGGAGGUUCUAUGUGUAUGUGAACAAUAGAGUGCAGCGCAUCCGGCAGUCAACUCAACCUGAGCAGUGGAACUACAUUCCUUCAGAACUAAAUCCGGCUGAUCAUGGGUCACGUUCUGUUCCAGCCGCCGAGCUUGCCGACACAACGUGGCUAACAGGACCAGCAUUCCUAAUGAAACAGCCAAAGGUAGCUGCCAGUGGCGAUAAUGGAUCAACAUUUGACCUUGUGAACCCAGAUGCUGAUGCUGAGGUACGUCCUGAGGUAACUUCGCUCGCCACACAAGUUAGUAGAGACAAGCUUGGCUCAAAACGCUUCCAGCGUUUUUCUAGCUGGACCACACUCAGUAAGACUGUGGCACAUCUGUGUCAUAUUGCUCAGUGUUUCUCUCACUCCUCAAAGAAUCAAAGGUGUGUUGGAUGGCAUAUGUGCAAAAGUGGCCUGUCAGUCAUUGACAUUGUCAGAGCAGAACAGAUCAUCAUAAAAUGUGUGCAAGAAGAAAUGUAUUCAGAAGAACUGAAGUGCAUCAAAAUGAAACAUGACCUUCCGAAAACCAGCACUCUGUACAAACUUCGACCCAUUCUCGACAGCGAAGGUAUGUUAAGAAUAGGUGGACGCAUUGGCCGAGGACAACUUGAAACUGGUGAAGUCCAUCCGCUAAUAAUACCAAGCCGCAGCCAUGUAGCAAGCUUGCUUGUUUGUCAUCAUCAUCAGGCUGUAAAGCACCAGGGCAGGCAUUUCACUGAAGGUGCAAUUCGCAACAGUGGUCUGUGGAUUGUUGGAGGGAAACGUCUCAUCAGCAGCAUUAUUCACAAAUGUGUUACAUGCAGGAAACUAAGAGGAAGAACCGAGCAGCAACAAAUGUCAGACCUACCCACAGAGCGCCUUCAGGCUGACCCUCCAUUUUCCUACGUUGGCCUUGAUGUUUUUGGACCAUGGGAAGUGGUGACGCGCCGUACCAGAGGUGGUCAAGCUCAGGACAAAAGGUGGGCUGUCCUUUUCACAUGUAUGUCCACUCGAGCCAUACAUAUUGAGGUUAUUGAAACAAUGACGUCCUCAAGCUUUAUAAAUGCGCUCCGAAGAUUUUUCUCCAUCAGGGGUCAUGCCAAACAGCUUCGCUCGGACUGUGGGACCAAUUUCACUGGAGCGUUCAAAGAGCUGAAGAUGGAUCCUGGCAAUAAGAGCGUAGAGGAUUACCUUCUUAAACAAAAAUGCACUUGGGUUUUCAACCCACCUCACUCCUCUCAUAUGGGCGGCGCGUGGGAGCGCAUGAUUGGAGUGGCAAGACGGAUUUUAGAUUCUAUGCGUCUUCAGGUUGGACAUGUAAAGCUCACUCAUGAGGUCUUAACCACUUUCAUGGCUGAAGUGAGUGCCAUUGUCAAUGCAAGGCCAUUAAUACCAGUUUCUACUGAUCCUGAGGCGCCUUUCAUUCUAACACCUUCCAUAUUGCUGACCCAGAAGGGUGGCGUUCCCUCUCCUACUGUAAGUGAGUUUUCAAAAGGGGAUCUGCUCAAGAAUCAGUGGAAAAGAGUUCAGGCCUUGGCAGAUACCUUCUGGGCUAGGUGGCGCCGUGAAUAUUUGAGCACAUUACAGAGUCGGCACAAAUGGCAAUCUCAGAAACCUAAUCUCAAAGAAGGAGAUAUUGUUCUGCUCAAGGACGAUCAAACCAAGAGGAAUCAGUGGCCUAUGGGAAUUAUUGUCAAGGUUGUUCCCAGCAGAGAUGGACUUGUUAGGAAAGUCGAAGUUAAGGUGAUACGGAACCAGACAGCAAAGGUCUUCUCUAGACCAGUUUCUCAAGUAAUCCUGUUGUUUUCACCACAGGACAAUGACUCAUCAGCAAGCUAG
This is a messenger RNA of Oreochromis niloticus (Nile tilapia), 6174 nucleotides long. RefSeq lists its product as uncharacterized. Gene Ontology annotation, molecular function: nucleic acid binding. NCBI's taxonomy places the organism in Eukaryota, Metazoa, Chordata, Actinopteri, Cichliformes, Cichlidae. Bases 361 to 6174 code for a protein of 1937 amino acids. The transcript has 2 exons. Gene Ontology annotation, biological process: DNA integration. The record is from RefSeq and is a predicted model, not a curated record.